Molecule: messenger RNA, 1503 nt
Organism: Ixodes scapularis (black-legged tick)
Lineage: Eukaryota; Metazoa; Arthropoda; Arachnida; Ixodida; Ixodidae
Product: cholinesterase-like
Exons: 1
Coding region: 1-1503 (500 amino acids)
Biological process (GO): choline metabolic process; acetylcholine catabolic process
Cellular component (GO): plasma membrane
Molecular function (GO): acetylcholinesterase activity
Source: RefSeq, a predicted model, not a curated record
AUGUUACGGUCCCGAGCAAGGAUCGUGAAGACGAACACGGGCGACGUCCAGGCUGUCUCGCUCAAGGCCCUCAACACAACCGUGUACGGGUUCUUCGGCAUCCCUUACGCGCGCCCACCCAUAGGCGCGCUCCGAUUCUCUGUCACCCAACGGGCGGCACCUUGGGAAGGGGUCCACAGCGAAACUUCAGGGGCCCGCUGCUUUCAAGACGCCCACCAGGAGUAUUUCGGCAUGACCAGCAGCAAGUCAUACGAGGAAGACUGUCUGCUGAUGGACGUCUACGUUCCGGCGUCCAGGAUUUCCGGCAGACCCAAGGCGAUUGUGGUUGUUCUUCACGGCGGCAGUUUUCAGACUGGCUCUAACCGAGAUGGGCUCUACGACGGGAGGUUCCUGGCCGCCGCUGGGGACGUCAUAGUGGCCGUGCCUAACUACAGGCUCAACGUGUUCGGCUUCUGGCGCUCGUACCAGGCGGACGCGCCUGGAAACCAGGGUCUUUGGGAUCAGCUGUUUGCGAUCCAGUGGAUGAACGCCAACGCCAAAGCCUUUGGAGGCAGAAGUGGUUCGCUCACGAUCCUGGGAAUCGACAGUGGGGCCGUCAGCGCGGGACUGCAUCUUUUGUCUCCUGUGAGUAGGCAGUACUUCAGCAGGGUCAUCAUGCAAGGAGGCAGCCCGUUCCGCGUCGGAGAGUUCCAUCCUUUCGCCGAAGCCGAGGAGCGGCGGAGCCUCGUCAAUUCCGUGUGCAAGAAAUCUUUCUCCAACGAUUCCGACGAGUUGCACGAAGAGCUAAUAAACACCCUUGAGUGCCUGCGGAACGUGUCCGUAACGACGUUGCUCGACACACUCGGCGAUUUCAACGGAGUCCAAGGCAGGAUGUUCGGUCCUUCUUACAGCCAGAACACCACGGACGACCCGUUCUCCAUUCCCGAGAUCCUCGAUAUUCGCGGCGAGCGCAGCGAAAACAGCGGCACGUUGUCCAACAAGGACCUCCUCAUCGGCUACAGCGUGAACGAGGGAGAGUAUUUCCUGAAUCGCUUCUUUCAGGGCUGGUCACUCACGUCAGCGAGCCACUUCCCGCGUUCUUUCAUACAAAUAUUCCUGGACAGACUCGUCUUGCACUACUUCUCCAUGCCCCGUCUCAACGAGGUGCGGAAGUUCUACUUUGACCGAAACUCUUCCAAUGUGGACGCGUACCUCCAGGCGACUGCCUUCCUGGGCGACGUGAACGUCCUGUGCCCUGCUAAGCUGAUGGCCGAUCACGUGUCCCGCAUGGGAGGCAACGUGUACAUGUACGAGCUGAACUACAACAUGAAAGCCCUGCUGACCGUCAGCGACACGCCUCCGACGUCCCAGAGCAGCGACUGGCUCGGAGCCACGCACUAUGCGGACGCCAUUUUGUCCAUGGGCGCCCUGUUCGGAGGCGAGCGCCAGGGAAAAGCCAGUGACGCUCUCGACACGAGUCUGCGGCUGAUGGGCAAGUGGGCUGCUUUCGCAAGAUCUGGGUGA